AUGUCUUUGACUCCCCCACCUGGGAUUGACCUGCACGCCGACAAAGGUUCAAGAGUGACAUCCUCUGGCAUAGCUCUGAUAAUAUUGCCCACUUUGUUCGUCAUUGUGCGAUUUGUCUCGAGAGUCAUUGCACGAGCUGGCUUCUGGUGGGAUGAUUUCUUGGUGGUCGUGUCCUUGGCGCUCAGUUACGGCCCGUCAACGGCCAUGAUGAUCUCGGCGCGAUACAAUGGCUUUGGGAAACACCUGUGGGCACUGCCGGACCCAAAACAUAAUACGAGCCAAUUCCUGAAGAUCCUCUAUAUUUACAUCAUACUUUACUACGCUGCGGUUGUAUCUAUCAAACUCUGCAUUCUGACUUUUUAUCGACGUAUAUUUCCAGUGACUGAAAUUCGAAUUUGGCUAUAUAUUGGAUAUGGCGUGGUGGGAUCUUACGCCAUAGCAACUCUGUGCUCUGCCACCUUUCAGUGUCAACCAAUCCAUGGAUUUUGGGACAAGUCUAUCAGCUCGCAUUGCGUAUCCGGCGAUGAUAUUUUAGUGGUUCCCGGAUCUAUCAAUGCUGUUCUGGACGGCUUCAUUAUAGCGCUGCCUCUGCCCCUACUAUGGCGUCUCCGAACAACUCAUCGGCAAAAGGGUAUCCUAACUGGUAUAUUCGCCUGCGGUGGAUUCGUUUGCAUCAUCAGCAUCAUCCGCCUCACUGUCUUGUCCCGCUUGGAGGCUUAUGAUGUCACAUGGAACUAUGUGGACGCCGCAAUCUGGUCAGCGGCUGAACCCGCGAUGGGGGUUAUCGCUGCUUGCAUACCUUCCCUGCGUCCUUUGGCUGCCAUGAUAUGGAGAGGCACCCACCGCGCGCCGACCAUGAUGUCGAAGAGCUCCAAGAAGGCUCAAGCAACGACUAGCAGUGCAUCGUCAAGGAUGAUCUGGCCUGUGCGUGGGAACCAAGAAGAGACAAAUCCAGCCGGAGGCUUCACGCGAUUAGAGGAUCCAAGCUCUACCGUUGACAAAGACCGAUGGGGACGUGACGUAAAUGUUCAGGGUGGGAAGAAUGGAGGGACGACUGGCGGAGAGGAGAUCAGCCUGGAAGAAAUCAAUGGAUCGAAUACGGGCAUCCGGGUCAGGAACGAGAUUACUAUAAUAUCUGAAGCAUGGGAGUACAAAGAUCGGCUAUACUAG
Letharia columbiana is the source of this 1170-nucleotide messenger RNA. RefSeq lists its product as uncharacterized. The transcript is spliced from 9 exons. Bases 1 to 1170 code for a protein of 389 amino acids. Lineage: Eukaryota; Fungi; Ascomycota; Lecanoromycetes; Lecanorales; Parmeliaceae. The record is from RefSeq and is a predicted model, not a curated record.